Molecule: messenger RNA, 1603 nt
Organism: Penicillium cosmopolitanum
Lineage: Eukaryota; Fungi; Ascomycota; Eurotiomycetes; Eurotiales; Aspergillaceae
Exons: 3
Coding region: 26-1603 (525 amino acids)
Biological process (GO): transmembrane transport
Molecular function (GO): transmembrane transporter activity
Source: RefSeq, a predicted model, not a curated record
GGUACAUUCCAACCACUUCACACUUAUGUCUUUCAUCGACGGGGCUACUACCCACCCAGUCCCUAUUUUAUCUUCACUUGAGCAGCAAAAACAGCCGGACAAAGAACAUGUGACUGCGGCAGAAAGCGAGAAUGAGAGGACCGCCGAAAUUCCAUUGGAAUAUGCCAUCAGAGAAGGCGAUUCAGAUGUUGUCCUCGUGGAUUUCGAGGAGAACGACCCAGAGAACCCCUUGAACUGGUCGUCAACGCAUAAAUGGCUGAUUGUGUUUGUUGUCUCAUGGAUGGGUUUCGUCAGGUCUGUAUACCCUCCUUCAUCGACUGACCGAAUUAGCGUCUUUUCGACAAUGACGAUUGUGCCCACGACGCCGCAGAUCUUACAAGAGUUUAAUUCGCAUAGCAAGGUCGACCAGACCUUGCUCGUCACGAUUUGGGAGCUUGGAGAAGGAAUUGGUCCGUUUUUCAUUGCACCGCUCUCCGAAAGAUUCGGUCGACUUCCUGUCUUCCAUAUCGGAAAUUUCCUCGCGCUCCUUUGCUUGAUCGCCAGCGCCCUGAGCGUAAACAUUCCCAUGUUGAUUGCGUUCCGAUUCCUAACGGGUUGCUUCCUGUCGAUUCUCACUCUCGGACCCGCCAUCGUCGGGGAUCUGUUCCAAAUGGAACGAACCGGCCAGGCAAUGGCAUUGGUUAUGGGGACGCAAAUGAUAGCUGAUUUUAUCUCACCUAUCGCCGGAUCGUAUAUCGCACAGAGCCUGGGUUGGCGAUGGUCGAUUUGGCUGGCAGCUAUCAUACUUGGAUUCUUCAGCUUUCUAUUGCUGACUGUGCUCCGGGAAACAUACACGGUGGUGAUUCUGAGGCGAAAGGCAGAGAGGUUGCAAGAGGAGCGUGCGGAUGAGAAGAAGUAUCAUUCGAAACACCAAGCCCUUGUCGAUGAAUCCACCAUGCUCGAAAGCGCCAUAAAACCAAUGCAGAUACUGGCACAGUCCCCCAUCCUCAUUCUGACCACAAGCUACAUGGCCAUAACAUACGCAUUGGUCUCAUUGAUUCUUGCCACGCUCACGGAAAACAUGGAAACGACCGGCUCAGUUGGCUUGACUUUUUUGAGUCUCGCGAUCGGCAACACCGUCGCUUUGAUCUUCUACAGUGUCACUUCCGACCGCUACAUGACCCACCAGCGAGAGACGAAGGGCGACGCAUUCAAACAGGAAUCCCGACUGAUUCAUCUAAUUUUUGCAGCAAUAAUUCUUCCUGUCGGCUUCCUGGUCUACGGAUGGACAUUACAUUUCCAUGUUCAAUACAUCGUGCCGCUCAUCGGGACGUGCGCUGCAGGAUUCAGCAUGACGCUUUCUGCCAUACCGGCUGAGACAUAUGUGGUGGAUGUUUAUGAAAUUCAUGGUGCAUCCGCUAUAGCUGGUGGUGUCAUCUUCCGAGCGAUUGCUGGCGCUUUUCUGCCAUUGAUAGGCCCGGCUUUAUAUGAUAGUAUUGGACAGGGCUGGGGUAACACCGUUCUAGCUUUGAUCGCAGCCGCUUUUAUUCCUCCCUUGGGCUUACUGAUGAGGUACGGAGACUGGUUCCAUAGUAAAGAACGGCUUGGAAAGUCUAGGCGAUAG